Molecule: messenger RNA, 1121 nt
Organism: Helianthus annuus (common sunflower)
Lineage: Eukaryota; Viridiplantae; Streptophyta; Magnoliopsida; Asterales; Asteraceae
Product: ELMO domain-containing protein B
Exons: 10
Coding region: 27-941 (304 amino acids)
Source: RefSeq, a predicted model, not a curated record
GAUCCCACAUUGCAUUUUUCAUUUAGAUGCAUCUUUUUGUUAUUAUCCUCAUUUCUCUUUUAGUUAUUUCACUUAUGAGAUUAAAACAUAGGAAGUGCAUACCUUCUUGUUCUUCCAAUCCCAGAGUUGAUGAAGAUGAUUAUCAUUGGACACACAACAAGAGCAACAUUUUGGCAUGGUUACAUAAGUCUCUUACCAGAAAAUCAGAAAUAGCUCAAUGUAUUGCUACUGCUAUGGUCGGUCCACGAACAUGGCUUGGAGGUAUCUUUAACCGUACAGGCCCCAAGAGUUCGGGAAGUAACAAAUACGUUGAUUUUAACUUCACUUCUGUUCAGGUAGCAGGAUAUCAGAGCCUGCGAGAACGUACCAAGGUACCUUAUGACGAUACUCGUGUAGAGCAUCAGAAAGCCCUUUUGGAAUUAUGGAAUUUAGCAUAUCCAAAUGUUCCACUUAAAGGAUUGGUCUCUGAUCAAUGGAAGGAUAUGGGGUGGCAAGGAGUUAAUCCAUCUACCGACUUCAGGGGUGGUGGUUUCCUUUCACUUGAGAAUUUACUGUUCUUUGCAAAAACAUUUCCUAAUGCUUUUCGUAGGUUACUAUUGAAACAACUUGGAAAAAGGGCGACAUGGGAAUAUCCGUUUGCUGUUGCUGGAAUUAAUAUUUCAUUUAUGUUGACGGAUCUAUUGGAGUUAUAUCGUGUUAAGCCUAGAUAUCAACACUGUAUCAAUUUCGUAAAAAUAUUGGGAGAGGAUGAAGACGCCUUUGAUGUUCUAUACUGUAUAGCUUUUGUAUUGAUGGAUGCUCAAUGGCUCGCCAUGCGUGCGACAUACAUGGAGUUCAACGAAGUUUUACAAGUUACACGGGCACAACUACAGAGAGAGCUUGCACUUGAAGACAUCUAUAGAAUACAGGAUUUGCCUGCCUUUAACCUUCUGCAUAGUUAGUUGUGUUGACUCAAAUGGUUGUAUAGUUAGUUUUGAUACUCAUUUCCUUUAAACGCCGUUAGACUAUAGUAGUGAUUGACCCUAAAGAGCCUUAGCCAAGCCAGCAUUAUGCGCGAAUCUGUUUGAAUUAUUGUUCAUAGAUUUGUGAUUAAUGGAUUGUGCACCUAUUUUAUGUGGUAA